CUUCAUGAUUGUUAUUUAUUGCCAUUUGUUUGCGCUGAAGUUUGUCUCCUAAUCAUCCAUGCAUAGUGUGUUUUGUAAAUUUUUCCGUGAUAAACAAAAAGAAAAAAUAUUUUUUUUAAAUUAAUUUUUAAAUCGCCCCCUCGGAAAUUCGAAAAAAAAAUAAAGUUCCUUUUUUUUGGGAUUUUUUUUUUACAAACUUUGCAUAUAUAUAUAUAUAGGUCAAGAAAAAAAAAUAUGCCACCUUUUACAGUGACACUAUUUGCUAAUUUUAUUUAUAUUGUGCAAUAUAAAGUUUAUUUGUGCGCGAAAAAAGAAGAUUAAUAUAUAUUUUUCCAAAUUGGCAAAAUUUAAGGUUAGGUUGCGCCAAACACUUGCGCGGAGAAAAAAAUAAAGAGAGGUUAUUUUCCCGCAAUAUAUAUAAAAAUUGCGGUCACGUUUAUUUUUAAAAAAAGAAACAAUUUAAUUAAAUUUUUUUUUAUCGGAAAAUAUAAUUUAAAAAAAAUGGGGUCAAUGAGUUUAGUUUGUCCAAUGUGUUGCGGUGAAACAUUCACUAGUUCACAAUCAUUGAAAUAUCAUUUGUUGAGUAUGACGGAUAAUUUAUAUUGUCCAGGAUGUUCGGAAAGAUCUGAUUCGGUUUUGGCGUUAAUUGAACAUUUAGAUUAUUGUGGACAACCUGAUGGUGAGGCGAAAUUAAAUUCAAAGAGAAAAACACAAAAGGAUGCCAACAAAUGUCAACUUUUAAUGAAAGAAUUACAAUCUUCGGAGGAAAAAAAAGAUAAAGAAGUUAAAAAUGAUGACAAUAAAUCGCAAAAGGAAGUAAUAUCAGCAAAAAAGGAAGAAAAAGAUAAAACAAAGAAAGUGCCAAAAAUUCAAUCGACAUCGCAAGUGAAAUUAAAAAAAAUUGAAAAAGUCUUUGUAAAAAUUGAAAAUAAAUAUUUAAAAAAAAAUCAAGAUCAACAAGAUCCACUAAUGGAGCUUUCAAUACCAAUUGAUGAUGUUGAUGAGAAAUUAAUGGAGAAACAUGUUAUUGCAAUAUUACCCGAUGGUUCGGAAAUUUUCAAUGACGAUGAAGAUACAGUGAUUACAAUGGAUAAUAUACAAGAAAUUGACGAAUCAAAACUUAUGAAAGUUAAAGAAGAAUUAAAUGAGGUAAAACAUCAAAAGGAAUCAGAUUCACUUUACAAUUGCAGUAGUUGUUCAAUGAGUUUUAAUUCAGUAUUGGAUCAUAUAAAAGAAUUUCACGAUGGACAGGAAGUGGUUUUGGAAAUGGCUGAUCAACAAUAUGAGGAAUUAACAACGCCAAUAAUACCAAUUGAAACAGAGGAGCCAAUAGCAACAGCAAAAACAAGACGUUCACGUCAAACAAUGAAUACACUUAGAACUGAGGAAUGCAUUGACAGUGAGGGUAGACUUUACACACGAAAAGUUGUGCAAAUUGAAAGAUUUUGGGAUCAAUCACAACAACAGCAACAAAUAUUGCAACAAUCACAAACAACGUCUGCGCCAAAAUCAUCAAUGAUUGAGAAAUUUUUUUCUAAUGCCGAAGGCGUCAAGGUGAGAGAUAAAGUGGGAACAUCAUCGACAUCAGGAACGGCAAAUCGAAUUUAUCGUUGUACAGAAUGUUUAGAGCAUUUUCCAAAAUUAUCAGAAUUUCGCACUCACACUUGUUCGCAGGGUAAUAAAAAUUGUGAAAUUUGUGAUUUAUCAUUUGCCAAUUUAAAAGCCCUACAAUUACAUAUGAAAGUACAUGAAAUGGAAAUUGAUGGCAAUCAAUCGCGUACAUUUAUUUGUGGUAUUUGUGGUACUGAAUUUGCAACGCAUAAAAGUUUACGAUUACAUUCGAGAAUGCAUGCACCGGUAAGAUCGAGACACGUUGACGCUCCCGAAGGCACUAAGGAUUCCACUUUCACCUGUUUUGAGUGCGGAAAAACAUUUUCUGAAUCGUAUAGAGCAGUUCAUAUGGCAUUACACAGUGGCGAUUCAGCGACAUGUCCAAUUUGUAAUCGUAAAUUUGAUUCAAUGGAUAGUUUAACAAUGCACGCGGCAGUUCAUCUUGACACGAAUAAUUCACAAUCACCGCCACCAAUUGAAUCGACAGCAACAACAUCGUCGGCAACUGAAUCGAAUGCUAAUAAAAAUUCUACGUCAAUUGCCGAAAGUGAAACUAUACAAAUUCAAAAACCCUAUCAGUGUCAACAUUGCGGUAGAAGAUUCACGCGUCCUCAUGAAAAAGUCAAACACGAACGUAUUCACACUGGAGAAAAGCCACACGCAUGCGAGGUCUGUGGAAAAACGUUUCGCGUCUCUUAUUGUUUGACAUUGCAUAUGAGAACACACACUGGCGUUCGUCCCUAUGCAUGUCAACAUUGUGGCAAAAGAUUUAAAGCAUCAUCAGUUUAUAAUCAUCAUUUAUUAACUCACGGCGAUGUACGCGCUUAUAAUUGUCCAUUUUGUCCAAAAACAUUUAAAACACGCGUACAAUUGGCUGGUCAUAAAAAUAGUCAUACAAAACCAUUUCAUUGUACUGAAUGUUCACGGCCAUUUGCAUCGCUUUAUGCCGUUAGAGCACAUAUUGAAACUCAUAAAAAGGAUAAUAAUUUGAAAUUUAGUUGUUAUAUUUGUGGCGCAUCUUAUGGACGUGCAUUUGCAUUAAAAGAUCAUUUAAAACAACAUGGCGGAAGUGAAAUACAACAAACACCGGAACCAGCGCGCGAAGAAGAAGUACAAGAGGUGGAGGAAUUUAUAUUGGCCGAUGAGGAUGAUGAAGAAGAGGAAACGGAAAUUGAUAAUGAAGAACUUGUUGUACCAAGUCCAUUGCCAAUAAGACAAAAUUCCGCCGAGUCUGAUUAAAAAUUUUAAAAAAUAGAUUAAAUACUAGUCGAUAAUUGAAAAUUUAUGUUUUUUUUUUCUCAAUUUUCAAAAAAUGGUUCGAUUCUCGUCUAGUUGAAAAAAAAAAGUUUCUGUUUUGUUAAUUUAAUUUUUUUUCAAGUUUCGUUUCUUAUC
Leptopilina boulardi is the source of this 3003-nucleotide messenger RNA. Its product is annotated as zinc finger protein ZFP2-like. The record is from RefSeq and is a predicted model, not a curated record. Bases 502 to 2850 code for a protein of 782 amino acids. NCBI's taxonomy places the organism in Eukaryota, Metazoa, Arthropoda, Insecta, Hymenoptera, Figitidae. The transcript has 7 exons. Gene Ontology annotation, cellular component: nucleus. Gene Ontology annotation, molecular function: DNA-binding transcription factor activity, RNA polymerase II-specific; RNA polymerase II cis-regulatory region sequence-specific DNA binding. Gene Ontology annotation, biological process: regulation of transcription by RNA polymerase II.